Cheilinus undulatus (humphead wrasse) is the source of this 6683-nucleotide messenger RNA. It is a transcript of the gene matk, whose product is annotated as megakaryocyte-associated tyrosine kinase. The record is from RefSeq and is a predicted model, not a curated record. NCBI's taxonomy places the organism in Eukaryota, Metazoa, Chordata, Actinopteri, Labriformes, Labridae. Gene Ontology annotation, molecular function: protein binding; ATP binding; protein tyrosine kinase activity. Bases 235 to 1617 code for a protein of 460 amino acids. The transcript has 13 exons. Gene Ontology annotation, biological process: protein phosphorylation.
CAGGCUGUCACUACAGCUGCAGAGCAUGUAUCGGUGAUGAAUAGCUCCAGAAUCGGUUCCUGAUUUAUGUUUUCAUUGAUUAAAUUUUACACUUGAGUAUCACCACGGAGUGAUACGAAGAGGACACAGCUGCUGUUAAGGGUUUUUGAAGUCGCCAUGGUUUUGCUUUUUCCUUUCCAAUAUUUUCUCUCCCGGCUGUCCUGAAGAGAAUUGUCCUACCGCCCAGCCCAGCCCAUGGCAAAGAUGAGCUGGGCUGCUGGUACUCAGUGUGUAGCCAAAGGGGACCACAGGAAACCAAAACCUGGAGAACUAGCGUACCACAAAGGAGACAUCCUCACUAUAGUUGUCACCAGCACGAAGAAGGGAUGUUACGUGGCCAAACACAACAGCACCGGAGAGGAGGGGCUCAUAAACUCCACCAAUGUGCGUGAAAGAGAGGCUCUGCGUGUGGACCCCAGCCUCAGCCUCAUGCCCUGGUUUCAUGGAAAAAUCUCCGGUCCAGAGGCAGUGUGCAAGCUGCUGCCAUCUGAGGACGGUCUGUUCCUGGUCCGAGAGUCCAUCCGCCACCCAGGCGACUACGUCCUGUGUGUCACUGUCGCUGGAAAGGUCGUCCAUUACCGGGUGAUUUACCAGGACAACAAGCUGACUAUUGACAACACGGAGUAUUUCUACAACCUUAUCGACAUGAUAGAGUUCUAUUCAAAGAACAAAGGCUCCAUUGCUACUACUCUUCUGAAGCCCUUGCAGAAGCAAGGGACGAAGUCAGCUGAGCUGGAGCUGUCCAAAACUGGAUGGCUUCUGGACAUUUCAAAGCUCACACUGGGAGAGAUUAUUGGAGAGGGGGAGUUUGGUGCUGUGUAUGAAGGAGAGUAUAUGGGCCAGAGGGUGGCAGUGAAGACCAUUAAAUGUGAUGUCACAGCUCAGGCUUUCCUGCGGGAGACCACAGUCAUGACGAAGCUGCAGCAUAAAAAUCUGGUACGAUUGUUGGGUGUUGCUCUCCACAAAGGGCUUCAUAUCGUCACAGAGCUCAUGACUAAGGGAAACCUUGUUAACUUUCUCAGGACGAGGGGACGUUCAGUCGUAAGCUCUGUUAAGCUCCUACGCUUUGCUCUUGAUGUGUGUGAGGGGAUGGAGUACCUGGAAUCAAAGAAGUUGGUGCACAGAGACUUGGCAGCUCGUAACGUGUUGGUCUCUGACGACAGCGUGGCCAAAGUCAGUGACUUUGGUUUGACAAAGUUGGACUCAAAGGCGUCUGAUAAUGUCAAACUGCCUGUGAAAUGGACCGCCCCUGAAGCUCUGAAGAAAGAGAAGUUCUCCACAAAGUCAGAUAUUUGGAGCUACGGUGUUCUUCUGUGGGAGAUCUUCUCUUAUGGUCGUCAGCCUUACCCAAAGAUGUCUCUUAACGAGGUGAAGGAGAAGGUGGAGGAGGGCUAUCGCAUGGAGGCUCCAGACGACUGCCCCCCUGGUGUUUACACCCUGAUGAGGAUGUGCUGGGAGCAGGAGCCACGCAGAAGACCUGCUUUCCACAAACUGAGAGAAAAACUUGAACGAGAGACAGGUAAACUCAGCCUGGACCAGGGAUCUGAGUGUCGGGAGGGGGUCAGGUCCGGAUCUUGAUGCUGAUCUUGAUAUGGACUCUCAGAUUCAAAAUGGUGGGACAAAGUGCAACAAAAAACACUGUAAACACCACUUUUUUUGGUGCACAUCACACAAAAGGACCUGCUGCAUCAAUGUUCUUAUGGACUUAAAGACAGAAGGAUCCGGAUUUGUGGAUUAACGUCAGUGAACACAACAUAUAAUGAUGGCCACUCUUCCCUGACCUCAAGAUUCCUCUAUCCUUCUUUUCUUCUUUCCUUUUCUUACAAUCUGUGCCACACUCUCACACCCUUUGUGCUUUACUAACAGGCUGUUAUAGGUUCACACUGCUAGGAUGGUCAUGAAAACAACAAAUUAAAAAAAAAAAAUUGAAAAAAAAAAAAACGAGAGGAGAGGGACCUGCUGAUACUGACGCUGCCUCACGCUCCAUCCCAUUCCUAAACACAGUACACUUUUUUGGCCCUUGCACAGAUGGAGGAGAUGGACUGUGACACAGUGUGCACAUGUGGACGCAACAUGUAAUUGCGGACUGUUUCUGCCAAAUACAGAAGUUAACAUUUGAAGUGGAUGAAAACGUUUCAUCAAAGUUUUCCUUAAACCAAAAUGUGUGUUUUUCACAUUUAAUGCAUAACAUGAGAGUCUGUCAUUAGUCAGUUUUUUCAUCGAUGAAAUUUCAUCCUUAAUGGCUUUUGAUGAUCUCCAGACAUAAUUGUUUGUCAAUAGGUACCAAUUGACCUGUCAACAGUGGUGACCUCAAUUGAGAACUGGUCACUAUUUAAUGCUCUGAAACCUUCAGUUGAGGUCAGAAAGCACUGAAAAUGCCACGUUUAGUGAGAUUGCAGGAUGUUGACCUCAACAAUUGGAGUGCUGCAAAGAGGGAUUAAUCAGCAUGAAGUUGAAGACGCAGUGGGGACCUCUCAAAGUGUCACUUCCAGGGCCUAAACAGGUUUGGAAGGUUUGGUAGUGUGAGUCGGAGGCAUUGUGCCUGCAGAAAUCGUUUCUUGCCUGCAGUCAGCCUGCGAAAUGACCUUCAGGGGGUUAAAGGGACGCAGGUGUCCACCCCAGACUGUUAGGAGACGACUUCAUGAAGAUGGCUUGGGACACAGAAGACCGGCUGUGAGGGUGCCUCUUUCCAGAGCACACAAACUGGCACAUCUGCAGUGGGCCACAGAACACUGCAGGUAGACACUGAGUAAGUGGGGUACAGUGCUCUUCACAGAUGAGUCCAGGUUCUGCAUGAACUUCUUGGACAGGCGUAGGAGGGUCUGGCAUUGCCCUGGGGAGAAAAAUUUGCCACAAAAUGUUGUACAGCAUGACAGUUUUGGCAGAUCAGUGGUCAUGGUCUGGGGAGGCAUCUCCAUGGGUGGAAGGACAGAGCUUUUCACCAUCUAAAAUGGUAGCCUGACAGGCCAAAGGUAUAGGGUUGAAAUCCUUACACCACUUUUGCGACCAUAUGCUGGUGCAAUGUGGCAAGAAUUCAUGCUGACAAGACCCGCCCACAACAAGCAAGGCUGGUGACGGAAUUCUUGGAGAAAGAUGGCAUCUCAAGGAUGGAGUGGCCAGCCCGGUCAACCGGCUUGAACCCUAUUGAACACAUUUUGGAGCAGCUACAGUCAAGAUUGCUAGCAUGUCAGGUCCCUCCAAGAACCCGUGUGGAGUUGCAAACAGCAUUGCUGGAGGAAUGGCAAGCCAUCCCUCAACAGAUUAUCCAAAACCACUUCAUUACCAUUGUGACCACUGUCUUGCCUCCUUGAGGCACUCCAAAGGCUGUAUAAUGCUGCACUGCAACCAAUAAUGUGCAAGAGGCGUUUCCAGUCCAUUGUGCCUUCAGGUAAAUCACAGAAGUUCUGAACAACCAACAAUUUUUGGUUGCACUCUUGUCUUCAUGAAUGUGUGAGAAGCCACUUCACACCUUGUGACAAACAAUUAUGUCUGGGCACCACCAAAAGUGAUGAGGCAUGAAAUUCCAUUGAUGAAAACAUUGAUUAAUUGUAGACUUACAUGUUAUACAUGAAUUAUGAACAAUACCCAUUCUUGUCUUAGGACAACUUUGAUGAAAUGUUGUUAUCCACUUCAAAUGAUAACUUCUGUAUUUUUUAAACAUAUAGAGUGCUAAAGGGCCAUACUGGACCAAAACAACUCCAAACAAAAUAAUGAGUGAAAAGUUGCAGUCAUUUUCUCGAUGUAUUUCUCCAUUGUAAGACAAACCUGGUUGAGCUUGGCGCAGUGGGGAUCAAGGUGGGGACAAGAGAGGGGAGACAGUUUUGUUUCAGCAUGGGACAGGGCAACGAGGCUGAGUGUUAGUUCACUCUUAGUAUAUUUGUCUAAACAUAGUUGUAUUAAUUUGCCUUUAACAAUGAUACCCCGUGGAAGAGACAAGAUGCCUUGCAGGCUGCUGUAUAGGCCAGUCUUUCCCUGACUUCAGUGCGCUGAGCCCCAAAUAAAUCCCAAUGACUUACACAAGACCUUCUGACUUUAUCUUCUACAACAGAAGUACAUAAUUCAAUGGUAUUUUAAGUCUCUUAAACAUCUGAAACAGACCCACACCACAAUGUACAGAUGCUGUUUGUGCAGUCUGCUGACAACAUGCAUGAGUAUCCCAUCAGUGGUAAAAAAAUCAUGUUUACAGCUUCACAAUUACAUUAGAGGCGAUAACAACUAUAAAAACUAAGGACAGAUUUAUCCAACUAAUUAUCAUCAUCUAUGAGCCAGAGCCCAGUGUAUCACUUACUUGCUCUAAAACAUCAAUCUCCAUUAUUGCCCACUGAGCAAGGCCACUGUUGUACAUUAAGAAUAAACUCGAGACACACAUUCCUGUUGCUGCUUAAAUUUUACUGUUGAGCAUCAAGGAAAUAAAGAAUAAUAGUUUCUUGAAUUUAAUCACUGGAACCAAAUCUGAUUGUAUCCCAGUAAUAAUGCUCAGCAUUAUGCCAUAGACACAGCUUAAUAUGAAAAAUACUAGAUUUUAUUGCAUGUAUACAGUGAGCAAAGACUUUAUUUAAAUACUCAGAGGCAUUUUGCUUGUGUGCAGAGAAGAUUUGGAGGGUUUCAUUUGCUGCUCAUACACCACAAGCUUUCUGCUAAAUCUCCCACAGCACAGAAGACCCUUUGACUUUUAUGAAGGCCAGACGUCAAAGGUUAACUUUGGCUUUGCAGGGGGGGGGGUUAUUAGGAGUUAUUUAGGAAACCGUUGAUUGUAACAUAUAAUAUAUUUAAAAUAGGUAGAAUGUAUUUUGAUAAAUGUUCUUUAUGAUGAUUGUUUGUCUCCACUGACUUUAUCUACUCAUUUUCUCUUUUUUCACUAUUACUAUUCACACACAUUGCAUGCCUCUGUCUACUCCUGUUGUCUCUAUGCCUGUGUGACCUUUUGUCGAUACUCCUAGGUUUAUAAAGGUUGAAGAGUUUCUCUUGUAAUCUGCAUUUGGACGAGGUUUAUUUAAGGGCGUAAAUAACGGUCAUAAAUAUCGCCAAUAGUGUCAGGCGCCAUGAGAAACAUGCACACGAGGAAUAAAAAGACAAAAGGGAUCGUCCUCCAGUUUAUUGAUCUCUGAUGAUUGAAUGUUAAAAUGAUCGUCAGUCUGUAUAGGAAUUGAUCCCCUCCGAUAUUCACUGCUCAUCUGCCCACACACGCCUGUGAGGGACCGGGCGUUUUUCUGCCUGCUGUGGUGAGAAGAUCAAGAGGGAGUUUAGUUUAGUUGGUGCGGAAAUGAGCUCAGCCCUCGCUGAUUUUAGCACGUUUUCCACUGGUUUGUCAGUUUACAGUGUGGUACACGAGGGAUUGCAGGACUUUUUCUGUAUCACAAGUGGCAGACUUUUUGCGAGAAUUUAAAAAAAAAUUGUGCGCAAUUGCAGAAAUCUCGCGCCGAAAUCCAGCACUCGUUUAACUAUCUCAAAUGUAAAACAAGCGGGGCAUCGGUUCAUUGACAACUUUAGUGGAUAAAUCAGUUGCAUUGGAGAACUCUCUGUUAUGAUACUGAGUCAAAGCAUCCCAGCAACAUUAGACCCCAGCUCUGACACGGGGAGGAGGGAGUGGGGCUCUCUGGUCAGUGCACGUGUAGGUUCGCUCAGCUCAUGUCAUGGAGUCAGAGGGAACGAGCAGAAAUUAAAUACAUUCAUGUAAACAAGAUAAAUAACAUAAAGCUAUUACAUUUAUUUAAUAAAUGGGCCGGGUAUAGACCUGUUCUAUAGGAAAAAUGUGCUUAAAUGACUCCUGUUGUGAUCUGGCGCUAUAUAGAAAAUACAAUUAAAUAAAAUUGACUCGACGUUUAAGGGGGCGGGGCGCCCCCCUAAUAGAAUGAUAGGGGGAACACUGGAUUGAUAUACUUUAAGAAAGUUAGCUUCAUAAAUUUUUGACACUUUAAUGUCAACUUACUGGUCAGCAAACGCGGGGCAGAUUUUGAUUGAUUGACUGAUUGAUGAAUUUUUCAUUGGUUGUGUAAGACUAAAUCCAUGGAAAACACUUUGUAGUACCCUGUCUUUCCUCUUUAUUUGAUUUUUAGUUUUAGGAGUGACUUUUUGUUAUACAAUGUCCUCCUGGGAACUUCCAGGAUAUUGUCAGGUACAAAAUGUUUUCAGAUUUCCUAAUCUUAAGGGAAAAAGGAUUAUGCCUGCAGAUGAUUGUUUUACAGUGACUCAAACACAUUGUAUUUAUUGAAAUCUGUGUAUCACUUACCUCACAAUAUGUGAAUUUAAUGUGCUUUUAAUUUAACAGCAUUUAAAGUUGUUUUCUAAGGGGACUAAUACAUAUUUGAUUCAAAAUAAGCUCUUCUUUUUUGGUGCUGCAGUCACGUCAUAUCACCAAAUUAAAGAUGUCAUUUGUGUUAAGUAUAUGUAAGCCUGGUAUUUGUCUCUGUCUCGGGAGACUGACCCCAAAUUGAGGCUUGAUCCUCCAUCUCUUGUUAUGACACAGUGUAAGGCGGUUGAUGAUUUGUUCAAUCUGCUCUGUUUUUCUCUAAAGGGAUGAGCAGUGAUUUUUCUGCACAAGGUUUUAUAAGGGAACCACAUGUUUAAAAAAAAAGAUAUAGGAUUUGCUGUUUUUAAUAGAGGAUGAGUUAUGCCUUAUCAAAUAAAACGUUUCUUUCUGUAAA